CGGGGCGCGGGUGCGGGCGCAGCGGACAGGACGCACCAUGCCCUCCUUCGACGAGGCGCUGCAGAGGGCGGGAGAGUUCGGGCCCUUCCAGCGGCGCGUGUUCCUGCUGCUGUGCCUGACGGGCAUCACCUUCGCCUUCCUCUUCGUCGGCGUGGUCUUCCUGGGCAGCCAGCCUGACCACUACUGGUGCCGCGGGCCGAGCGCCGAGGCGCUGGCCGAGCGCUGCGGCUGGAGCCCGGAGGAGGAGUGGAACCGCACGGCGCCCGAGCCCGGCGGCGACGGCCGCUGCCAGCGCUACCUCCUGGAGGCGGCCAACGCCAGCACCGGCGCCAGCGAGGGCGCGCUCAGCUGCACCGACCCGCUCGCCGCCUUCCCCAACCGCUCCGCGCCCCUCGUGCCUUGCCGCCGCGGCUGGCGCUACGCCCAGGCUCGCUCCACCAUCAUCAGCGAGUUUGACCUGGUGUGUGACAAUGCAUGGAUGUUGGAUCUCACCCAAGCCAUCCUCAACCUUGGCUUUCUAGCUGGAGCGUUCACCUUAGGCUACGCAGCAGACAGGUACGGUAGAAGAGUCACUUACUUAGUAUCCUGUUUCGGCGUUGGCAUCACUGGUGUGGUGGUGGCGUUUGCCCCGAACUUUUCUGUGUUUGUGGUCUUCCGCUUCCUGCAAGGCGUGUUUGGAAAGGGGACAUGGAUGACUUGCUACGUGAUCGUCACAGAAAUAGUAGGCUCCAAGCAGAGGAGGAUUGUGGGAGUGGUGAUCCAAAUGUUCUUCACCCUCGGCAUCAUUCUGCUCCCUGGAAUCGCCUACUUUCUCCCCAGCUGGCAAGGGCUCCAGCUGGCCAUCACGCUGCCCAACUUUCUCUUCCUCCUUUAUUACUGGGUGGUUCCUGAGUCUCCCCGCUGGCUGAUUACCCGGAAGGAAGGGGACAAAGCGUUGAAGAUUCUGAGGAAGAUUGCUAAAUGCAAUGGGAAGUACCUCUCGCCGAGUUACUCUGAGAUCACUGUUACGGACGAGGAGGUCAGUAACCCAUCCUUUUUAGAUCUGGUGAGAACUCCCCAAAUGAGGAAGUGCACACUUAUCCUUAUGUUUGCGUGGUUCACCAGCGCCGUGGUGUACCAAGGGCUUGUCAUGCGCCUGGGCAUCAUAGGAGGCAACCUCUACAUCGACUUCUUCAUCUCGGGAGUCGUGGAGCUGCCGGGAGCCCUCUUGAUCUUACUGACCAUCGAGCGCGUGGGACGCCGCCUCCCCUUCGCCGCCAGCAAUGUGGUGGCAGGAGUGGCGUGCCUGGUCACUGCAUUCUUACCAGAAGGGAUACCAUGGUUGAGGACCACAGUCGCUACCCUGGGAAGACUAGGCAUAACCAUGGCCUUUGAAAUUGUCUAUUUGGUAAAUUCAGAACUGUACCCAACAACCUUACGAAACUUUGGGGUUUCGCUGUGCUCCGGUUUGUGUGAUUUUGGGGGCAUCAUUGCCCCUUUCCUGCUCUUCCGGCUAGCAGCCGUGUGGCUGGAACUCCCUCUGAUCAUCUUUGGCAUCCUGGCGUCUGUCUGCGGUGGCCUGGUGAUGCUUCUGCCGGAAACCAAGGGCAUUGCCUUGCCAGAGACGGUGGAUGAUGUAGAAAAACUUGUCAGUCCGCAUUCCUUUCACUGUGGCCAGAAAAAGAAGACGCCCGUGUCCCGCUCUCACCUUUGA
Messenger RNA from Ochotona curzoniae (black-lipped pika), 1693 nucleotides. RefSeq names its product solute carrier family 22 member 3 (gene SLC22A3). Gene Ontology annotation, biological process: transmembrane transport. The coding region runs from base 38 to 1693 and encodes 551 amino acids. Gene Ontology annotation, cellular component: membrane. The transcript has 11 exons. Gene Ontology annotation, molecular function: transmembrane transporter activity. NCBI's taxonomy places the organism in Eukaryota, Metazoa, Chordata, Mammalia, Lagomorpha, Ochotonidae. The record is from RefSeq and is a predicted model, not a curated record.